CUUCUUUCCUAUUGUGAUUCUUAUAUAAUCGUAAUUGUCUCUAACUUGCUGACUUGAGGAAUUUUUUCGAGAGUCAUAUAAGUCAUUUAACUGUUUUAACUGGCUCUAUUUUUUAUAGGCAUGCUUGCAAAUGUAUUAUACAUACUUUGACUACUGUUUCGCUAGUCACUUUAUCAUAUGACUCAUAGAUUAAUCGAAGCGCCAUGACGCUUGCAAGAGUUUAUUAGUUUAUUUAUUCACUCCUUAGAAACGAUAGCAGACUUCAAACGUAUCAAUUAUCAAGAUUCGGAGCUUUAGAUCCGCAUACCGAGAAAUGCUUUGACAAUUCCUGAUGCACUUUAAAGACAAACGCGACUGUUUGCUUUGUUGAAUAACAAUCUAUUUACUUGUCUUCGAUCGGAUUUUUAAGUUUUUAGUUUUUACUUUACGCGUUCAAUGCUCACGCGAUGUCUUUAACGACGCGCAAGAGAUUCCAUAACCUAGCAUUCUACGCUCACACUGUACAACAGUUGAUACAGUUUGACAUAACCUGUACGACUUGUCUUAACGGACCGUAUUUCAAACUGUAUCGAAAUAAUUGUUUUAAAUCGUGUAUUGCCGGUGAUGAAAGAUUCAUUGAGUAGUGGAAAAAAACAAACGAAAGGAUCUAAUCGCUGGCUUCUACAUAGGCGUAUCUAAUAAUUUAUCGGAGCAUUCUCUUGUGACUAGUGAACAAAAAAUAUUAUUCGGUACAACAUGUAGAGACUGUCAUGUGAAUAACAUAUAAAUGAUGAUGGUGUGGCCAUGGCAAGAGCACGCAGGCUUGAACCCCACCGAGUCCAUGACACGCGCAUUGAUUAGUGACGAUAAUAUCGCCCGCCAGUCUGCCCUCGGUCCUGUCCAGUUGGGUUUCGUCGCGGGAGUCAUACUCCGAGAACGUAUUCCUGCCUUCGAGCGCAUGCUCUGGCGUGCCUGCCGUGGAAAUGUGUUCCUGCGCCAAGCUGAGAUCGAGACUCCUUUGGAAGAUCCAUCAACGGGAGAUCAAGUCUUCAAGUCUGUCUUCAUCAUCUUCUUCCAAGGUGACCAGCUUAAGACUCGCGUCAAGAAGAUAUGCGAGGGCUUCCGAGCAACUCUGUACCCUUGUCCUGAGGCUCCUGCUGAUCGUCGUGAAAUGGCUAUGGGUGUCAUGACUCGAAUCGAAGAUCUGAAUACUGUAUUGGGACAAACUCAAGAUCACCGUCAUCGCGUUUUGGUGGCUGCUGCUAAGAACAUAAAGAAUUGGUUCGUGAAGGUUCGCAAGAUCAAGGCUAUUUAUCAUACCUUGAACUUGUUCAAUCUGGACGUCACUCAGAAGUGUUUGAUUGCUGAAUGCUGGGUGCCUGUUUUGGAUAUUGAGACCAUUCAGUUGGCACUACGUCGUGGAACCGAACGUAGUGGAAGUUCCGUGCCGCCGAUUUUAAAUCGCAUGGAAACUUUUGAAGAUCCUCCGACCUAUAAUCGAACGAACAAAUUCACCAAAGGUUUUCAGGCUCUUAUCGACGCGUAUGGCGUUGCUUCCUAUAGGGAGAUGAAUCCUGCUCCUUAUACCAUUAUCACAUUUCCGUUUUUGUUCGCCGUUAUGUUCGGUGAUACUGGUCAUGGUAUGAUUAUGGCUCUAUUUGGAGGAUGGAUGGUGCUUAAGGAAAAACCCCUGGCUGCAAAGAAAUCUGAUAACGAAAUUUGGAAUAUUUUCUUCGGCGGACGAUAUAUUGUAUUUUUGAUGGGCCUCUUUUCAAUGUAUACGGGAUUCAUUUACAACGACUUCUUCUCCAAGUCUUUAAACAUCUUUGGAACGUAUUGGAAAGUUAAUUACAAUUGGACUACAGUUAGUAGCCUCCCGUCGUUGCAGUUGGAUCCGAAUGGUACCGAUUACUUACAGAGACCUUAUCCCAUUGGUAUGGAUCCUGUGUGGCAAUUAUCCGAGAAUAAGAUUGUCUUCUUAAAUUCAUACAAGAUGAAGAUCUCCAUUAUCUUUGGAGUGAUUCACAUGAUAUUUGGUGUCGUUGUGGGCCUUUGGAAUCAUAUGUAUUUCAAAAAACGUAUCAACGUCAUCUGCGAUUUUAUUCCUCAAAUGAUUUUCUUGCUCUUCCUCUUCUUUUACAUGGUGUUGCUCAUGUUCAUCAAGUGGAUCAAAUACGCUCCAACCAACGAGGAGAUUAAUGGACCGUACUGCGCGCCAUCAGUAUUAAUCACGUUCAUCAAUAUGGUGCUUUUCAAAGCGAAUGUUGCUCCCUCAGAAGUCUGCGACCCUUGGAUGUUCAGUGGCCAACUUGGAGUUCAAAGAGCCUUGCUCAUCCUGGCUGUACUUUGCAUUCCAUGGAUGUUGUUCGCCAAACCUUUCUUACUAAUGCGUAACAUGAAGAGCAAAAUGCAUCAACAGUUAAACAACCAUGGAACCGAGAAUGGAGAUGUAGAAGGUGGCGCUGGAGCUGUUCAGCAAAAUGCUGGAACAGUGCAGGGUGGUCACAAAGAAGAGGAACAGCACGACAUUGGAGAAAUCUUUGUUCAUCAGAGUAUCCAUACCAUCGAAUAUGUUCUUGGCAGUGUGUCUCAUACUGCCUCAUACCUACGUCUCUGGGCACUGUCUCUAGCCCAUGCCCAACUCUCCGAAGUGCUGUGGAAUAUGGUUAUGCGAAACGGACUUAGAUAUGAGAAUUGGUAUGGUGGUGUCAUCCUCUGGGUUGUAUUCGCUCUUUGGGCUGUGCUUACCGUUGGUAUCCUUGUUCUCAUGGAAGGUCUUUCGGCAUUCCUGCAUACACUUCGUCUUCACUGGGUGGAGUUCCAGAGCAAGUUCUACAUGGGUGCAGGAUACACCUUCCAGCCCUUCUCCUUUGAAAUUAUUCUGGAUUCUGCGCAGGCCACUGUCGAGGAUUAAAAUUUUUUAAUCUUUUUUCUGGCCGUUUAAAAAUCGAGGACGUCGGUGACCCUUAUCCUCUAAAUAUUCUAUUCUGUGCAUAGUAUAUGUAUAGAAUUAAUGCAGAUCAAUUGUACUUGAGUGAAUUUUACAUGCUACCAAGAAUUUAAGUUUCAUCUUUUAUGAAUGUACCCCGAAGAAUUAAGAAACUGGUUUUCUCUCUUAUUACAGUGAAUAAACUGUAGGUGCUUUACGAGAGGUUAUGAGUUUUACAGUCAAGGAUAUGUAGUGUAGCCAAAAUACCAUCUAUUUAAAACUCUCUAUUAUGUGCAUAACAUUUCAUGUAAAAUGUAAGUAAUAAAUAUACCGAGCAUUAAUUAUACCGACUUAUUAAAACACGUGUUAAUCAGGUAUUAAAACUUCGAACCAUAAAUGUUCGAUUUUAUUGGCUUAUUGUUAAAUUUCGGUCAUAUAGUUGUAUAAUGACUAAUAUUUAUGAAGCUCACUAAUCUUUAUCCUUCAUGGCUCUAUGUACUCUUAAUGAUAUAUCAAAUAAAUGUAUCAGUGUCCAUCAUGGCCUAGCUUCGUCGCUGCCAUGAAAUUCUUGCAAAAUUCGAAUAAAUCAGCAACUUCACUUUA
This is a messenger RNA of Cephus cinctus (wheat stem sawfly), 3511 nucleotides long. It is a transcript of the gene Vha100-1, whose product is annotated as V-type proton ATPase 116 kDa subunit a. NCBI's taxonomy places the organism in Eukaryota, Metazoa, Arthropoda, Insecta, Hymenoptera, Cephidae. Bases 767 to 2893 code for a protein of 708 amino acids. Gene Ontology annotation, biological process: proton transmembrane transport; vacuolar acidification. Gene Ontology annotation, cellular component: plasma membrane; vacuolar proton-transporting V-type ATPase, V0 domain; vacuolar proton-transporting V-type ATPase complex. The record is from RefSeq and is a predicted model, not a curated record. The transcript is spliced from 11 exons. Gene Ontology annotation, molecular function: ATPase binding; proton-transporting ATPase activity, rotational mechanism.